Molecule: messenger RNA, 11340 nt
Organism: Lymnaea stagnalis (great pond snail)
Lineage: Eukaryota; Metazoa; Mollusca; Gastropoda; Lymnaeidae
Source: the annotation of a GenBank genome assembly
GUUCUACAGUUAACAAACUCUGUGUUGAGAGAUCAUGGCUUACUCUACUGUAGAAAAGGGAUAUCCCAAUACUGAGAGCUACAGAGUGUUCUUCAGUGAGUUUUGUUUUAAAUUAACUUUUACCAAGUAUUUAGGGUUACAUAGCUACAUGCCAGUGACUAGAUCUAAGUAUUUACGUUAUAUAGCUACAUGCCAGUGACUAAGUAUUCAUGUUACAUAGCUACAUCCCGGUGACUAAGUAUUUAGGUUUGAUAUUCUACAUCCCAGUGACUAAGUAUUCAGGUUACAUUAUAGCUACAUGCCGGUUACUCUAUAUCGUAUGAAGUUAGUUGGGUCUGGUUAUAAACAUACUGGCUGGCUAUAUCGCAUCAAGUUAGGGUUUAUUUAUAAACAUACUGGAUGGCUUUAUCGCAUAUACUGGAUAGCUAUAGCCAUAUCGUAUCAAGUUGCUGGGGUUGGGGGGGGGGUCGGUUAUAAAUAUCCUCAGUAUAUUGGCGGACACCCAUAUCUUGUGAAAGAAGACCAAUUAAAGAUGUACUCACUAAAUUAGAUUUUGCUAUUUGAACCUGGCAGCCAGAGUUAAAUCGUUAUAAAUCAGCCGUUCUCAACCUGUGGGUCGCGACCCCUUUGGUGGUCGAAUGACCCUUUCAGAGGGUCGCCUGAGACCAUCGGAAAACACACAUACCCAACAGUUAUGAAGCAGCAACGAUAACAAUUUUGUGGUUAAGGGUCGCCACAACACGAGGCUCUGCGUAAAAGGGUCGCGGGAUUAGAAAGGUUGAGAGCCACUGCUAUAAAUGGUGAAGAAACUGCUUUCGAGUCGGUGGCAUGCGAGAUGCGUCCAAUCAGAAGGCCAUAACGCGUGUAGCACUAUGUUCAUAGUACAGCCGGCACUACUCAUGAGUAAUUGUAUGUCCUCAUAAAUCUGCUUGCCCUGGAGUUGUAAUGGAACACUUUGGACGAAUUAAAUUAUAAUUUAUUCACAGCUAAACGUUAAUGGGUAACUUGAUAUGCUCGUGUUUUAAUUAGUGUUUUAAAACGAACAGCGGGCCCAGAGCUAGGCUCUACAUUUGACGGAAACCUUUGUGAAUGAUGGAGGGAAUGAUGGAGACCUUUGUGAAUGAUGGAGACCUUUGUGAAUGAUGGAGGGAAUGAUGGAGACCUUUGUGAAUGAUGGAGACCUUUGUGAAUGCUGGAGACCUUUGUGAAUGAUGGGAGACCUUUGUGAAGUAGACCGAUUCAAACCUACGUCCGACCCGGUUGUUGGACGGCCGCUAUAUGAAGUGAACUUCACGGUCAGCCAUUAGGUUGAAUCUUAGCUUAGCUAAGGGGUUUGGAGUUGAGGAAGGGUGUAGGUGGCAAUAAUUUUGUUCUGUAUUAGUCUGUACAUCCAACUAAUGGGUUAUAGCCCUUGACUGUGCAUCCAACUAAUGGGUUAUAGCCCUUGACUGUGCAUCCAACUAAUGGGUUAUAGCCCUUGACUGUGCAUCCAACUAAUGGGUUAUAGCCCUUGACUGUACAUCCAAAUAAUGGGUUAUAGCCCUUGACUGGGCACCCAACUAAUGGGUUAUACCCCCUUGAUUGUACAUCCAACUAAUGGGUUAUACCCCCUUGACUGUACAUCCAACUAAUGGAUUAUACCCCUUAACUGUACAUCCAACUAAUGGUUUAUACCCCUUGACUGUACAUCCAACUAAUGGGUUAUACCCCUUGACUGUACAUCCAACUAAUGGGUUAUACCCCUUGACUGUACAUCCAACUAAUGGGUUAUACCCCUUGACUGCACAUCCAAUAAAAAUGUGUACUCCUGGACACUUGUCUCUCAGCGUCCAGCAAAUAAAUGGAUUACCAGACUUGUCUCAUGUUGACAACGUAAUGUCCAUACAAUUGACUUGGUUAUUCUGAAUGACUUGUUUCACCCCAAGAUCGCUCAAGUGGUGAUGAUACGAUUGUCGAAGAGUUACAGAAAUUAGGUUUAAAUUCUGCUGGGGACACAAGCAGACAAGUCUCAGGCAACAAUGAAGGUAACAUCCAUGACGUCACUUUAACAUCAAACCCCCCCCCCUCCCCAUUUAAAAAAAAAUAGAACUAAACCCACUAUCUUGAACAUGACCUCCCUCACUUGAACAUCACCUAUAACAUCAUUUCAACAUUUCUUCUCGUUUGAACAUUACCUCCUCAUUGGAGCAGAUUCCUAGACCUGGUUCAAAACUAUAAAGCAGGGGUUCUUAACCUCUUAUUGUUCCAUGUACCCUUUAGAGCCAGUCACAUGAAGGCGACGGUCCCUUUAUUAUAAUUUAGUUUUUAAAUACAAAUGAUCACUAAUAUUACAAAAGGAAAUAAAUCUGAAUGACCCCUGACACUAAGUGUCCGUGUUCCAUAAAUUAAGAACCCCUGCCAUGAAGGUAUGCCAUCCUCCAACCAUGAAAUAUUCGGACUGGUCGAUGCUGCUGGCCAAUAUGUGAGUGAAAGUAUUAUAUUUUAGUAUUUUCAAAUAAAUGUAAUCUGGUUCAUCUUCUACAGGCUCACCCGGUAAUGGCUCAUCUUGUAAUGGCUCCUUACUGAAAUGUCUUAUCUUUUAAUGGCUCAACUUGUAAUGGUUCAUCUUCUAAUGGCUCAUCUUUUAAUGCCUCAUCUUGCACUGGCUCAUCUUAUAAUAUAUCAUCUUGUAAUGGCUCAUCUUCUAAUGGCUCAUUUUCUAAUGGCUCAUCUUGUAAUGGCUCAUCUUGUAAUAAUCAAGUCUAAAAUUCAUUGUUAACAAAUCGAGUUAUCCAAACUUGACCUAUUUUUUUUAAAAAAAAAGAAGAAACUAAUUGAGACAGACGCUAUACAUAAUUGAGCUUUUCUCUAUUCUCUCCUUCAUUUGUCUUGCACACCUUAAUGUCAUAAAGUCUUCUAUUGCAGAGAAUCCUGAUGGAAUCGCCAUAUCACCGUUCCAUGAUAUUCCACUUGUGGCCGAUGCACAGAACACAAUUUUCAACAUGGUUGUGGAGAUCCCCAGAUGGACUAACGCCAAAAUGGAGGUGAUAUUUUGGUUAGACAAGAGGUUCUCACAUCAUUUCUAGAUUCCAUAUAAUUUUAACAUUGAAAAAAUAUCUCGCUAUUAAAAAGGACCACAGACAUCGCUAUAAUUUUUUCAGAGUUUUUUUUUUUUUUUUUUUCAUAGCAGUUUUCAGGAAAAGGAAAAUAUUAAAAGGUUAUUUUUUUUUUUAUGUUUUUUUUUUUAUUUUAUAUGUCUGUAUAUACUCUAUUAAAAGUAUGUGGAUAUUUGUCUUUUUGUAAGUGUGGGUUAUAUAUAUAUAUAUAUAUAUAUAUAUAUAUAUAUAUAUAUGUGUGUGUGUGUGUGUGUGUGUGUGUGUUUGUUCUAGUUUCGACCAGGUUAGUGUGAUCACAGUGAUUCAUUAUUAUUAUUUUAUUUUAUUUUAUUUAUUACUUUAAAAAUUCCAAGAAAAUGUUAUUUCCAAGCAAUUCAAAAUGGGAAUUCCCCCGAAUCGUACGUCAUGAUUUAUUUUUUUUUUUUAAAUCUAAUUCAUGUGCCCGAAACCUUCAGGAAGUGCAGUUGAUAAAAGCGCUACACGCGCAAGUUUCUUCGUGUCGAGUUAUUUAAUCUUUUGGUAUGUUCGCGUGUGUGUCUGUGUGUGUCAGUGAGUGUGUGUCUGUGGUGUGUCUGUGCUGCUGUGCACCGAGACCGCUCAGUGUGGUAUAAGUAAGAUAAGUUGGGAGUGAAAAUGAUUUUUAAAAAAAAAAUUAUAAACACAAUGUCUCAAUAAAUAUUCGCUGGUGAACACAACACAAUAGAACAAGUUAAUGUAAUGGAAAGGUUGAACAGAAACACUACGCCAUGAAAACAAUAUUAGUGUACGUUUCACUGGAAUAAUAGAAACAAGGGAAGGCCAUAACAACCAAUCACUGUCGUCAACCAAUACAUGGGUCAAAUCUAGUUGAUAUAUACUGUGUCAGGAAAAGUGGACAGAUCCUGUGUUACGUGAAGUGGACAUACCCUGGACCCUGGGUCAGACAUUGAAAUGUGUUAUUGUAUUUUAUUUUUUAGAUCAAUAAGGAAGAAAAAUUGAAUCCAAUCAAGCAGGAUGUGAAGAACGGGAAAUUGAGAUUUGUUAAAAACGUCUUUCCUUACCAUGGCUACAUGUGGAACUACGGUGCCUUACCACAGGUAAUACAUGUUCAUAAACAAUCGCUUUUCUUACCAUGGCUACAUGUGGAACUACGGUGCCUUACCACAGGUAAUACAUGUUCAUAAACAAUCGCUUUUCUUACCAUGGCUACAUGUGGAACUACGGUGCCUUACCACAGGUAAUACAUGUUCAUAAACAAUCGCUUUUCUUACCAUGGCUACAUGUGGAACUACGGUGCCUUACCACAGGUAAUACAUGUUCAUAAACAAUCGCUUUUCUUACCAUGGCUACAUGUGGAACUACGGUGCCUUACCACAGGUAAUACAUGUUCAUAAACAAUCGCUUUUCUUACCAUGGCUACAUGUGGAACUACGGUGCCUUACCACAGGUAAUACAUGUUCAUAAACAAUCGCUUUUCUUACCAGGGCUACAUGUGGAACUACGGUGCCUUACCACAGGUAAUACAUGUUCAUAAACAAUCGCUUUUCUUACCAUGGCUACAUGUGGAACUACGGUGCCUUACCACAGGUAAUACAUGUUCAUAAACAAUCGCUUUUCUUACCAGGGCUACAUGUGGAACUACGGUGCCUUACCACAGGUAAUACAUGUUCAUAAACAAUCGCUUUUCUUACCAGGGCUACACGUGGAGAUAUGGUGCCUUACCACAGGUAAUACAUGUUCAUAAAAAAAUCACUUUUCUUACCAUGGCUACAUGCGAAGCUACGGUGCCUUACCACAGGUAAUACAUGUUCAUAAACAAUCCCUUUUCUUACCAGGGCUACACGUGGAGAUAUGGUGCCUUACCACAGGUAAUACAUGUUCAUAAAAAAAUCACUUUUCUUACCAUGGCUACAUGCGAAGCUACGGCUACUUACCACAGGUAAUACCUGUUCAUAAACAAUCACUUCUCUUACUUACUACAGGUAAUACCUGUUCAUAAACAAUCACUUCUCUUACUUACCACAGGUAAUACAUGUUCAUAAACAAUCACUUAUCUUACUUACCACAGGUAAUACAUGUUCACAAACAAUCACUUUUCUUACUUACCACAGGUAAUACAUGUUCAUAAACAAUCACUUCUCUUACUUACCACAGGUAAUACCUGUUCAUAAACAAUCACUUCUCUUACUUACCAUAGGUAAUACAUGUUCAUAAACAAUCACUUCUCUUACUUACCAUAGGUAAUACAUGUUCAUAAACAAUCACUUCUCUUACUUACCACAGGUAAUACAUGUUCAUAAACAAUCACUUCUCUUACUUACCAUCCUCCGUUUCUUCUCUAAUAAAAUAUAUUUAAAGGAAAUCAAUCCUAAAGAGACUUAAAGGUUCUCAUACUUUUAUGCAGACAACUGAUUGGAGAAAUUAUACAUUGCAUGUCACCAGUGGCGUGGCUAGGGCCAAUAUUUUUUUAACCCCCCCCCCCCCACCCCCAAACUUUCCACACAAAAAAUAUUCAGUUGGCCGAAAUUUCCGCCCCUCCCAUAUAAAAAAAUAUAUUUUCCACCCGGGGCGAUAGACCACCCUCCUCUUCACUCCUUUCCUACGCCCCUGCAUGUCACAGUCGUCAUCUUCUGCGAGCUUCUUUCCCCUGCGACCACUUGCAAUUUCUGUUCUCCCGUCGCCAGACCGAGAGCCCCCAGAAUAUUUCGGUCUGGUGUUGUGUUUAGAUUGCGUUGAGGUGAUGUGUCCCCUGUCACGGUGUUAAUUUGACCCGCCAUUUCAUUGGACCACAGAGUAAACAGCGGAUGAACCUCUUUAUAUUCAAAUAAACAGAUUUGUUUGUCAACUUAUUUAUUGAUUGGUCAAUUUAUUUAUUUUUUCUUUAAAUUUUGAAAGCUGACACCCUUUGUUGUUUUUUUUUUGGUCCCAUUUUUUUUCAGACGUUUGAGGACCCCGCUCAUAUCACACCGGAAACUGGGACGAAGGGAGAUUCAGACCCAAUUGAUGUUUGUGAGAUCGGUCACAAGGUAGAUACACUAAACAGAUAGACCAUUUAAACACAUAGACCGUUUAAACACGUACAUGACCUAUCAUUUAAAUACAUAGACCAUUAAACACAGACAUUUAAACACAUUAUACGUUUAAACACAUGGACCAUUUAAACACAUAGACCAUUUAAGCGUGUUUUCUUAUGGCUUAGUUAAUGCUGAGCAUAGCUUCAUUGAUAGAACAUAUUUGAACGUAUUUUUCGUUCAUUAUUGAACGUGUUCUGGAUACAAACAAACUGGGAAAGAUUGAAAAAUUGAUUUGAGUUGUUAAAAACUGGGCUUGAAAAAAAUAAAGCAUAAAAUAAUUGUUUUUUUUUUUUAAUCUAAGGUCCACCCCAGGGGUUCAGUUAUUCAAGUGAAGAUUCUUGGAGCUAUGUGCCUCAUUGAUGAAGGUAAUGUGUAAUGGGGCAUAGGAACGGGGUGUGGAAGGGGGGUGCGGUCCGCCAUGGGUGGCAGAUUUUCUCUUUACAUUGAGGGCGUGUCAUUUUCGACCAAUCGCAGUUUUUUUUUGGUCCUGAAGUUUGGCGGCAAAAAUCUUGGCUCAAACCGUUGCACCAAUCCCAGCUACGCCCCUGUUGUGAGUUUGGCACCUUUUUAAAAAAUGAGUGAGGGCUACGGUCUGAGGCCAUCUUGCUUAGGGCUACUGGCUGAGGCCAUCUUGCUUAGGGCUACGGAAUGAGGCCAUCUUGCUUAGGGCUACGGGCUGAGGCCAUCUUGCUUAGGGCUUCGGGCUGAGGCCAUCUUGCUUAGGGCUAAGGGCUGAGGCCAUCUUGCUUAGGGCUAAGGGCUGAGGCCAUCUUGCUUAGGGCUAAGGGCUGAGGCCAUCUUGCUUAGGGCUAAGGGCUGAGGCCAUCUUGCUUAGGGCUAGGGGCUGGGGCCAUCUUGCUUAGGGCUAAGGGCUGAGGCCAUCUACAUUCUGUAUAGGGCAGCGCUUUUUUUUUUUUUUUUUACUAAUCCUCCUCUUUACAGGCGGUCAUGACCUGCUAAUGUAGAAUUGUUUUAUUUGACAUUCACCAGGGGAAACAGAUUGGAAAGUUCUAGCUAUUGAUGCCACAGAUCCACUAGCUCCCAAACUCAAUGGUCAGUUCAAGUGGUCCACUGUUGUAUUUAAGUAACACCGGAUUAUAAGACAAUAAAGAACCAGCUGUCAUGCAACUAAUUCGGUUUAUGAAACAUUUGCAUACCUUAAUAUUAUUUUUCAUAUGCCCUAAAUUCUAAAUUAUACUGUUAAUAAAAUCAAAGAUUUCAGAGUAUCACUUGUCUUUGGCAAUUAAAUAUAAAUGAUAAAAAAUUGAUGGAAAAUGCUUUCCAUUUAUACACACACAUUUUUUAAAAUGAUCUAUAAAGUAGUUCUACAUUUAAAGUAUCGUUUUCUGCUCACAGAUGUUUCCGAUAUUGAGAUCCACUGUCCUGGUCUAAUAAAGGUAUGGUCAUGAUACCAAUACUAUAUGCCAUAGUUACUGCUGGGCACCAAAUCUAAUACCAUCUCGGAGUUACUGUAGGGCACCACAAUCUAAUAUUAUGUUGUAGUUACUGUAGGGCACCAAAUCUAAUAUUAUGUUGCAGUUACUGUAGGGCACCAAAUCUAAUAUUAUGUUGUAGUUACUGUAGGGCACCAAAUCUAAUACCAUCUCGUAGUUACUGUAGGGCACCUAAUCUAAUAUUAUGUUGUAGUUAUUGUAGGGCACCAAAUCUAAUACCAUCUCGUAGUUACUGUAGGGCACCAAAUCUAAUAUUAUGUUGUAGUUACUGUAGGGCAACAAAUCUAAUACUAUCUCGUAGCUACUGUAGGGCACCACAAUCUAAUAUUAUGUUGUAGUUACUGUAGGGCACCAAAUCUAAUAUUAUGUUGUAGCUAUUGUAGGACGCCAAAUCUAAUACUAUUUUACAGUUACUGCAGGGCGCCAAAUUUAAUAGUAUGUUGUAGUUACUGUAGGGCACCCAUUAAUAUAUAAAUAGACAAAUCUGAGCCUGGUUUAUAAUGGCGCGAAUCUUCAAACUCAAUUUUCCAUACAAAACUAUUAGUUUGAUCUAAUUUGCCUUGUGCUAAACUACCUGGUUCAUCUAUCAAGACACAUUUCAUGUCCACUCUUGUCCAGGCCACGCAUGACUGGUUUACUUAUUACAAAGUCCCGGACAAUAAACCAGAAAAUCAAUUUGCUUUCAACGGAGAAGCAAAGGGAAAGGUAUGUUGCUUGUAUUGGUGGUAUGCUGGGUGUAUUGAUGGUAUGUUGGUUGUAUUGAUGGUAUGCUGGUUGCAUUGCGUGUAUGUUGGUUGUAUUGAUGGUAUGCUGGUUGUAUUUAUGGUAUAAUGUUUUAUUGACGGUAUGUUGCUUGUAUUGAUGGUAUGCUGGUUGUAUUGAUGGUAUGUUGGUUGUAUUGAUGGUAUGCUGGUUGUAUUGAUUUUAUGAUGGUUUUAUUGACGGUAUGUUGGUUGUAUUGAUGGUAUGCUGGUUGUAUUGAUGGGAUGUUGGUUGUAUUGAUGGUAUGAUGGUUUUAUUGACGGUAUGUUCCUUGUAUUGAUGGUAUGCAGGUUGCAUUGAUGGUAUGUUGGUUGUAUUGAUGGCCUGCUGGUUGUAUUGAUGUUAUGUUGGUUGUAUUGAUGGUAUGUUGGUUGUAUAGAUGGUAUGAUGAUUUUAUUGACGGUAUGUUGGUUGUAUAGAUGGUAUGAUGGUUUUAUUGACGGUAUGUUGGUUGUAUUGAUGGUAUGCUGGUUGUAUUGAUGGUAUGUUGUUUGUAUUGAUGGUAUGAUUGUUGUAUUGAUAGUAUGUUGCUUGUAUUGAUGGUAUGAUGUUGUAUUGAUGGUAUGGUGGUUGUAUUGAUGGUAUGAUGGUUGUAUUUAUGGUAUUUUGUUUAUAUUGAAGGUAUGUUGCUUUUAUUGAGGGUAUUUUGUUUAUGUUGAAGGUAUUUUGGUUGUAUUGGUGGUAUUUGCUACAUUCAGCUGUUUCUCUAAUUGCUAUGCUAUGUAUUACAGGUUAUUAUUUCCAAUUAGGAUUGUAAUUUUAACCUUUUUAUUUUUUUUUCCUUUCCGCCAUUGUAUAUGAAACACUCGAGUUCCCUUUCUCCACUUUGUAUCAUGCCAACACAAACACCUUGUAUCAUCAACAUCCUGGAGAUACCAGAAUGCCAUACUUGAAUGCUAUCCAUCUCACCUACGAGGAUUAAACUGCUGUAUAAGAAGAGUUUGCAAGACAUGAAACUACUGGGGAAUCGUACUGUAGUAUAAAGUGGUUGGAAGGGGAGUGUGGUAGGGUGGGGGGGGGGGGGUAAGGGCAGUCCGCUCCUGGUGGCACUUUUUGCUUUAUCUGGAGGGAUGGCAUUUUCGGCUAACUGCAGUUUUUUCGUUUCCGGAAAUUUGUUUGAAAGAAAUUUUAAACUACUGGGGAAUCGUACUGUAGUAUAAAGUGGUUGGAAGGGGAGUGUGGUAGGGUGGGGGGGGGGGGUAAGGGCAGUCCGCUCCUGGUGGCACUUUUUGCUUUAUCUGGGGGGAUGGCAUUUUCGGCUAACUGCAGUUUUUUCGUAUCCGGAAAUUUGUUUGAAAGAAAUUUCGUCGACGGAAAAUUGAUCGACGGAAAUUUGAUCGAAUCUUUUUUCCAGUUCACACGUUAAAGUUUUGCAUCAAUUUUUUUUUUUUUUAAGACAUUGUUUUAUUUAACUAUAUAGUUAACAGUAUAAUGCGUUCAAAAAGAAAGUUGAUGAAAAUUUGAUCGCGUGAACUGAAAAAAAAGAUUCGACCAAAUUUCCGCUCGAUCAACUUUCCGUCAAUCAAUUUUCCAUCGACGACAUUUCUUUAAAACAAAUUUCCGGUAAUCCAGUUUUUUCAUGGAAGGGGGGGGGGCAACAAUUUUGCUCCGCCCCGGGCGGCACUAACCCUUGCUACACCCCUGACUGUGUACCUCGUGCUUGCAUACCAAGUCUCAGCCUUUCGAACAAGCUUUUAAUUCCUGCCUCCUUAUCUAUCGAGAAGUAGAUUCAUUUGUUUGAACACUGACAUUCUUUCACAAACGGUCUCAACAUGUGUUUUGUGUAAUCUCUAGGAUUACGCCUUGCAAGUGAUUCAAGAAUCGCACAGUCAGUGGCGUGCCCUCGUCAGCUCUCCUGGGAGUUCUUCGAUCUCCAGGUGAGCUUUUCGUGUUACCGUCAUAGUCAUAAACAUAGAGCUCUGUGGUAACAAUGUUAAACGACAUCUUCUGACCAACAUUUGUAGCCUAUGCUCCAGGUAGCUAAGGCGAUUGUGGUUCAUUUUUUCGCGAUUGUGAUUUUGUGUGUGACUAUCUCUUUGUUUGUUUGUUUGUUGGCUUUUAUUAUAGCUAUUUUUUACGCGAAAUAGUUCAUAGUAAUUAAACACAUUUCUAACUUAAGUAUUUUCAUUACAGUUCGACAAUUUAAAUAAAUGGAGGAUUUUUUUUAUUUGAAGUUUUUUUUUUGUUGUUUUUUUUUUGUUGUUUUUUUCCCCCUUCAAACUCUUCUUCUGAGUUUUUUGUUGGUAAAUUGUUCAAUUUACUUGUAUUCUAUUUACUAUAUCGAAAAUCAGUGCUAUUCAAAGUGGUGGUCCGCCAACUCUGGAUCGUUACACUGCAAACGUCAACGGUCUAGUUGUUUUUAGGGUUGGGGAUAGGUCUAGUUGUUUAGUGGUCUAUUUCCGGACAGUCCGUCAUACUAAAGAAAAAAAAAAGAAAAAGAAAAAAGAUUUUCCCUUCCUGAUAUAGUAAUUUAACUCUCUCAGGAACGGUAAUUCUAAUUUUGAAAUACUGUUCCUGAGUAAAAAGUAACUCAGGAACAAUAAUUAAAAAAAUGAGAAUUACUGUUCCUGAUAUAGGCCAACUAAUUUAAAAUUUAAAAAAAAAAUUUAAAAAAUGGAAGAGUUGUGAAUUUAAAAUAUCUUUAUGUAACAUGAUUAUUUCAUGAAUUUAAUGAUUAAAAAUAUUAUAUAUAUAUAUUUUAGAAUCAACACAACUGUUACAAACAGCCCCCAUAAAAUCAAUAAGUUCGAAGCACAGCAGAUCAUUGAACGUGUAAGUAUUCACAGCCAAACUUAUUGUUAAAUUGAUGGAAUCUACUAUGACUAUAAUUUUGUUUCAAGUUAGAGAUUUUAAGUCGUUCUCAAAUGCUAAGUUUAAAUCUUGUACACAUUUUUAUUCGUUUUAUUUGUAUUUUUAUAUUUAUAGAGUUGUGCAAUUCUUUGUUUCAGGCUGCAGUACAAGAGAUUAGCCAAGAAG